UUUCUGUGUGUCGUUCACUCAGUCCUUAUCUGUGGGGGAGGAAAAGCCCGAAUUUAUUGGAAAUAAAGAUGUUCGAGUAUUUUAUUUGAACUAAUUCGAAAUUGAUUUAGUAUUUUUAGUCAAAUAGUAUAUUCAAUAUCGGAGGUAACAAUAAAUUUUAAAACGCAGUUAUUACAGAAAUUGGUGAAUAAAUACGAACAUUUCAAUUUUGCCAAGGUGUAAGUGCUAACAUUUCAUUUUAUACGUAAUAGAAAGGAGCGUGUUAUGUAACCUUGAAUCACGGGACCUCGAUAUUGAUCAUCAUAUUUUUAAAUAAUUCAGAUUAAAUAAAAAAAGUACACACAAAUUUGACAACAUGCAUCGGGCAAGAUUAAUGCUGCAGGCUUCAAAUAAAAUAGGCAGUACAGAAAGAUUUGCAUCAUGGCUGAUCAAAAAACCACAGCCUGCCGCUAUGACAGUAAGCGCCAACAGGCUCAAAAGUUCAACAGCGGCAGAACCCUUCCUCAAUGGAUCAAGCUCAGCAUAUGUUGAGACUAUGUACAAUAACUGGCUGACAGAUCCCAACUCUGUACAUGCCUCAUGGGACGCAUUCUUCCGCAACGCGACAAACGGUGCGCAACCCGGAGUCGCGUACACACCUCCUCCCAAUCUAGCGCCGUACUCUAAAAAUGAAGUCCCUCUGACGUCACUCGUUCCGGCCGCUGGUGGUAUGCCCUCUAUUGCUUCGGGUUCACCAAUUAACGAAAAGAUCAUUGACGACCAUCUCGCUGUGCAGGCGAUCAUCAGGAGUUAUCAGUCGCGCGGUCACCUCGUGGCGAAUCUCGACCCGCUCGGCAUUACGACCGGCGACCCGGUGUCGAGCGGCGACUGGCACGGCGGCCUGCGCGCGUUCGCCAACGAGGCGGUUAUAAGGCAGCACGUGCGAUUCGAUGAAGCCGACAUGGACAGAGUUUUUAAACUGCCUUCCACGACAUUUAUUGGUGAAAAAGAAAAGGCCUUGCCGUUGAGAGAGAUCCUGAACCGCUUGGAGCAGGCGUAUUGCAACAACAUCGGUAUCGAGUUUAUGUUCAUAAACUCGUUGGAGCAAUGCAACUGGAUCCGGCAGCGUAUGGAGCCGCCGAAUGUCACCAAGAUGAGCCCCGACCAGAAGAGGCUAAUCUUGGCCCGUCUCACUAGAUCCGCUGGAUUUGAGAACUUCCUGGCCAAGAAAUGGUCAUCCGAGAAGCGGUUCGGUCUUGAGGGUUGUGAAAUCUUGAUUCCCGCCAUGAAGCAAGUUAUUGACGUGUCCACCAAACUUGGUGUCGAGUCUAUUAUCAUGGGAAUGCCACAUAGAGGACGUCUCAAUGUUUUGGCUAACGUCUGCCGUAAGCCACUUCACCAGCUGUUCACACAGUUCGCCGGUCUAGAAGCCGAGGAUGACGGUUCCGGUGACGUCAAAUACCAUUUGGGCACGUACAUCGAGCGUCUCAACCGUGUGACGAACAAGAACAUUCGUCUCGCUGUGUGCGCUAACCCAUCUCACUUGGAGGCUGUAGACCCGGUGGUGCAGGGCAAGACGAGGGCGGAACAGUUCUACAGGGGAGAUAAUGAGGGCAAGAAGGUAAUGUCCAUCCUCCUCCACGGAGACGCCGCCUUCGCGGGCCAGGGCGUGGUAUUCGAGACCAUGCACUUGUCAGACCUCCCAGCGUACACAACACACGGAACUAUCCACAUUGUAGUCAACAACCAGAUCGGAUUCACCACGGACCCUAGGCACUCGCGUUCCUCUGCUUAUUGUACCGACGUGGCGCGCGUAGUGAACGCGCCCAUAUUCCACGUGAACAGCGACAACCCGGAGGCGGUGAUGCACGUGUGCAACGUGGCGGCGGAGUGGCGCGCGACCUUCCACAAGGACGUGGUGAUCGACAUCGUGUCCUACCGCCGCAACGGGCACAACGAGGUCGACGAGCCCAUGUUCACGCAGCCGCUCAUGUACCAGAAGAUACGGAACACUAAGCCCGUUCUUGAAAUUUACGCUGACCAACUGAUCACCGAGGGCGUUGUGACCGCUGAGGAAGUGAAGGAUGUAAAAGACAAAUAUGAGAAGAUCUGUGAAGACGCGUACAACCAGGCGAAACAGGAGACCCACAUCAAGUACAAGGACUGGCUCGACUCACCCUGGUCUGGAUUCUUCGAGGGCAAGGACCCACUGAAGAUGUCCCCAACCGGCGUGGUCGAAGAGACCCUAGUGCACAUCGGCAAGCGUUUCUCCAGCCCCCCUCCCAACGCGGCCGAGUUCGAGAUCCACAAGGGUCUGUUACGUAUCCUCAAGUCGCGUAUGGAGAUGGUCGAGAAGCGUACAGUGGACUGGGCUCUCGCUGAGGCUAUGGCGUUCGGUUCAUUGUUGAAAGAGGGUAUCCAUGUGAGACUGUCCGGAGAGGACGUUGAGAGAGGCACGUUUUCGCACAGACAUCACGUGCUUCACCACCAGAAGGUAGACAAGGCUACCUACUGCCCAUUGGCGCAUCUCUACCCCGACCAAGCUCCAUACACCGUGUGCAACAGUUCUCUAUCUGAAUAUGGUGUGCUCGGCUUCGAAGUGGGGUACUCAGUGACGAACCCGAACGCGCUGGUGCUGUGGGAGGCGCAGUUCGGCGACUUCAACAACGUGGCGCAGUGCAUCAUCGACCAGUUCAUAUCCAGCGGCCAGGCCAAGUGGGUGCGCCAGUCCGGCAUCGUGCUGCUGCAGCCGCACGGCAUGGAGGGCAUGGGACCUGAACACUCUUCCGCCCGCCUGGAGCGCUUCCUGCAGAUGAGUUCUGACGACCCUGACUACAUGCCACCAGAAAGCCCCGAUUAUGAAGUGCGCCAACUCCACGACUGCAACUGGAUAGUGGCGAACUGCUCGACGCCCGCGUCGCUGUUCCACAUCCUGCGGCGGCAGAUCGCGCUGCCGUUCCGCAAGCCGCUCAUACUGAUGACGCCCAAGUCGCUGCUGCGCCACCCCGAGUGCAAGUCCUCCUUCGACGAGAUGGCCGAAGGCACGGCGUUUAGGAGAGUGCUGCCCGAAGAAGGCCCGGCGUCCGAGAACCCGGACAAGGUCCGCAAGGUCGCGUUCUGCUCCGGCAGAGUGUACUACGACCUGCUCAAGGAGCGCCGCGACAGGGGACUCGAGAAGGACAUCGCUAUUGUCAGGCUCGAGCAAAUCUCGCCGUUCCCGUACGACCAGCUGAAGAGCGAGAUCGCGAAGUACCCGAACGCGCAGCUGGUGUGGAGCCAGGAGGAGCACAAGAACAUGGGCUCCUGGAGCUACGUCGAGCCGCGCUUCCGCACGCUGCUGCGCGGGCAGCGACAGCUCAGCUACAACGGUCGCGCGACCGCCGCGUCUCCGGCCACCGGCUCGAAGGCGGCCCACAACAAGGAGCUGAAGAAUCUUCUCGACGAAUUCUGCGUAUUAUAAACGAAUAAAAUACAUAAAUUUUCUGUUUUCCCGAACCACCGUCGUCGAAACAAUCAAUCGUUUGCCGCAUAAAAUAAAAUCACUGAAGUUUAUAAAAUUCAUCUCGACCUGAACGUAAAAUUAUUCGAAUUUUUAUCUCAUGAUCCAAUUAAUUUUAUUUACUGUCAGUAUUUUUAAUAAUUCUGUUUAAUUAUAGUCAUAUAACUUAGGUAAAUUCUUAUUUAUUUUUCUGUAGAGUAAUUUGUUCAUAGGUACUAUUUAUUUUAUCGAUAUUGAAAAUAUUUAGUUAUCUCGUUGUGUCCGUUUAUUUGUUCUCGAUUAUUUUGCGAUGUAAAUAAAUGUAGUGUAGAUUAAAAAAAUUGUAGUCUAUUUGCCUUUGACAAAUUGUACUCUUACGUACGUUUUUGCAAUAGUCGAAGGAUAUACGAAGUAACGUAUCCGAUAUCACUUUAGAUAUUGCAAAUGACCUAGGAGCAGUCACGUACAAAAUAUACGUUGUUUAGAACACUGGUGUGAUAACAUAAAAUUAUCGCGGUACUUUAGUUUAGAAACUUGAAAUUGUUGUAUCAUAAUUAAUAUUAAAUACACUCGUAUGACGAUAUUGUAUCAAGAUAUUAGAUAGUAUUAUCAAUAUAAAUGUAACUAAAGUUAGAAUUAGCGUACGAGUAGAGCGUGCAAAUUAAUUUUAUUUUGCAGCUGGUUGCAUCUUUGUUUAAUUCGCUCGUAGUUACCGCGGCACGGCUGUCUGUAAGGAAUAACACCAAACAAACGUAUUAUCUUUCUCUUUAAAUAAAAAUAAUCGAUGUCUCUCGUUACUUAAAAUGUACGUAGAAAUUUAGGUAGUAAUAAAUAUUCGUAUAUCUAAAUCGUCCUUGUAACUUUUGAACUAUUGCUAUUACAAAUACACUGGCUUUGUAGCACUUUUCGUAUGUAUUAUAUGCACUGUUUUAUUGUUAUUUAAUAACCUUUAUCUAUUUUUUAAUACGCUCAGGUUGAAGGGAUGCGUGAAAGGAUGUUCUAGUUUUGGAUGGACGACUUAUGUUUGAAAGGUCCCUGAGCUAUUUAUUGCUACGUACGUUAGAUUGUCUAGUUAUACAAAUAAAUAUAUAUUCGAAGGA
This is a messenger RNA of Colias croceus (clouded yellow), 4557 nucleotides long. It is a transcript of the gene Nc73EF, whose product is annotated as 2-oxoglutarate dehydrogenase, mitochondrial. NCBI's taxonomy places the organism in Eukaryota, Metazoa, Arthropoda, Insecta, Lepidoptera, Pieridae. The record is from RefSeq and is a predicted model, not a curated record. Gene Ontology annotation, biological process: tricarboxylic acid cycle. The transcript has 22 exons. Gene Ontology annotation, molecular function: thiamine pyrophosphate binding; oxoglutarate dehydrogenase (succinyl-transferring) activity. Bases 356 to 3439 code for a protein of 1027 amino acids. Gene Ontology annotation, cellular component: oxoglutarate dehydrogenase complex; mitochondrion.